Dendroctonus ponderosae (mountain pine beetle) is the source of this 13033-nucleotide messenger RNA. It is a transcript of the gene dati, whose product is annotated as zinc finger protein 768. Gene Ontology annotation, biological process: regulation of transcription by RNA polymerase II. The record is from RefSeq and is a predicted model, not a curated record. Gene Ontology annotation, molecular function: RNA polymerase II cis-regulatory region sequence-specific DNA binding; DNA-binding transcription factor activity, RNA polymerase II-specific. NCBI's taxonomy places the organism in Eukaryota, Metazoa, Arthropoda, Insecta, Coleoptera, Curculionidae. The transcript is spliced from 11 exons. The coding region runs from base 1945 to 4125 and encodes 726 amino acids. Gene Ontology annotation, cellular component: nucleus.
AUGGGAUAUUUUAUUAAUUGCUAGCCUUUUGUUGAGUUCGGUCGUUUUAAAGUCGCGGGUGCAAUUUCGAGACAAAUUUGACACUUCGAUGUUUGAAACAGUUCUUCUUUAUCACGGGUGAUAACCCAGUUUUAUGAGCGGUGACUUUUCAGGAAAAUGUGAAAGUGCUUGUGCUUUUUUGGGUCCGAUGUGAUAUGAAUGUGCACGUUGGUUAAUUGAAUACGUGACAACGAGUCAAUUAAGCGCUACUGAGUUUAGAUUUUCGAUAAAAAUCUGCAUUUUACAAAAGUUUUUUUAAAACGGAUUAAUAUGUUUAUUGAGUUAUUGAUACAAGGUAUUUCGGAAUGCAUUGAAUUGGUACUAGUGAUCAUAUUGGUGCUUUUACACGAGUAGGUGACUCAGUCACUGACUUUUUAUGUAACAAUUUCAUGAGCAUGAAGCGAGCUAUUCGAUGAUAUAGGGCUAUUAUUACUGCAUUCAUUCACAAAACUUACAAAUACAAUUCAAUUGAAAAACAGAAGAAAAUAAUUGCAUAGAAUUUUCCAUAGAGUCAAUUUGCCAUACUUAGAAUCCUAAUAGUCGAUAAACACUAAAAUUACCUAUGGUACGUUCCGUUUUCAUUCACUGGAAAAUCUUAGAAAAAAUACACCAAUUCAGAUUUUACGCUAAUAAUAUACUAUUAUUAUCUACAAACAUCCUUUACAAUUUAAUUCAUGUUGUUUCUGGCUUAAUGGGGCUCAAUAAACAUCAACAAUAAAGUGUUUUUAUGGCAAAUCCACUUGAAAAAGCGCAUUUAUUAGAUAAAUCAAUGCAGAAAUAAGUCAGAAAACUGAAUUAAUUAAGCUGCUAGAAUAGCGCCUACUUAGUCGGGAAAUUUUUUCAAUUUCAAUCUUUCAUAUGUGUGAAAAAGGAAUUACUUUACUUGGUACAUGCAAGGUCGCAGUGAAUUCGCGCAACAGCAAAUUCAUAAUUUAAAAAAAUGGGUCUUAAUGAAACAAAUCUGGUUCACUGAUAUUUGCCCUUCAAUAUAUGUUAUUUUUUUACCCAUUAAAAUCAAUGUAUUUUAUCUCAAGAACUUACUGGGGUUGUGUGCAAAUGCUCAUUUGAAUCAAUCGUUGUCUCAUAGUCUACUACUUUCCAUGAAACGCUAGAAGAAUCAAGUGGUUAAUUUUUUAAAGACAUUAUUGAUACGCACUUGCGAAUUAUCACGUUCCUAUUUAAUGUAAUUGCAUUUAUUGGGGCUUCAUUUUUGGCUCAUGUGAAUACCUAUAUUUCGCACUUGAAUAUCAAGUUGCAAAUAUUUUUUAUUUCUUGUUCGAAAAGGGGCAGUUAUAGUAUCUCAAGAUUUUACCUGCUAAAAGCGAAAAUAUCGAAGUCAAUUAUCACGCUGAACAAAGUUGAAAAUGAAGAGAAUGACAAUGAAACAGCAGGAAGAAACUCGAAAAGCUAUUUUGAAAGCAUACAUUUUGCUUCUGCAGAGUUUUAAAGUACAGUCUUCACUUUCAGCUGGGAAAUUAUUUGUUGCCUUAUUUACUAAACCUACAUAUCAAUUUUAAACUGUUUGACUUGUUUUUUCCACAUGAGUUCGGAGAUCUUACAGCUUCUAAAUGUCAAUCUCAAGGUUUGAUAAUAUAAUUCUAUUAAAUUCCACUUAAACCUGCCUUUAAGUGCCACUUAUUUCGUUUGACACACUUUUGCGGAUUUUAUUAAAAUGUACGUUCACUUUGCUAUGCAGUAAUAUUAGCCAUUAUAUGAUUGUAUUUAUUUAUUGUCUUUCAAGCAGCGCUCGGGCUUUGUUCAUUGGAAAACUUGAAAAGUGCACGCAUUGUGAUUAAUGGAAGUAUAGCGAAACUUUCAACAAAACUAUGAAACAUGUGCAAAGACUAAAUUAAUGGGGAUUUGAGAGAAAGUGAUAAGAAAUAACAAGAAAAACUUGAAGAAAAAAUGUACUCGGCUUAUGCUCCACCAGUCUGUGGUAAUGAAACUGCAGUUACUGCGGCAGCAUCGCUUGCUCAUAGUACAUCAAACAGCACUUUGACUUCAUCAACUUGGAGUAGCAAUUCUGCUCCAGCCCAUAGUCAUGGUGGAAGUCAUUUGGGACUGCCUUAUUCCAGUUUUGAUCCCGGACCCAGCACUUCCGGAAUGUAUGGGAGUCAAGGCGGAGUGUUUCCAUUUCCUGCCUAUCCCAGUAUGCAUAUGCCUUUUGAAUACCAACAGAUCUUCAUGCACAAAUCGGCCAUGCAAAUGCACGCCAGAGACCUGGGAGGUCGAUCUGAGGUCAAACCUCAUCAAUGCCAACAGUGUCUCAAAUCCUUCAGUUCGAACCAUCAGCUGGUGCAACAUAUUCGCGUCCAUACAGGCGAAAAACCCUACAAAUGUUCCUAUUGUGACAGGAGGUUCAAGCAAUUGAGCCAUGUCCAACAACACACAAGACUGCAUACUGGUGAACGUCCUUACAAGUGCCAUUUACCGGAAUGUGGUCGAGCUUUUAUCCAGCUUUCCAACUUGCAACAACACCUGCGCAACCAUGACGCCCAAGUGGAACGUGCGAAAAAUCGCCCUUUCCAUUGCAAUAUAUGCGGAAAAGGGUUCGCAACUGAAUCUAGCUUGCGCACGCAUACGUCCAAAGUAAGCCAUUGUAUUGGUCGUUUGCAGCAACAUGCGGCUCUGAUUGGUGGACCGAAUGCUACGUCAUGUCCUCUAUGUCACAAAGUGUUCCUGGGUGGUGAAGCCUUGAUGGAGCACAUGAAACAUACUCACAAGGAUCCGAAUGCGUCUGGAGUAGCCAUUGACGCCAUCGAUCCUUAUUUAGCAAAGAGAAGGACUGCAAAUCAUCCUUGUCCCGUUUGCGGCAAACACUAUGUUAACGAAGGUUCGCUAAGAAAGCACUUGGCCUGUCAUCCGGAAACCUCACAACUAUCAAGUUCGCUCAGAAUGUGGCCUUGCUCGGUGUGCCAGGCAGUUUUUACACACGAAUCAGGACUGCUCACCCAUAUGGAGCAUAUGCGCAUGGAUCCCAAACAUCAAUUUGCUGCGCAGUACGUUCUAUCACGCGCAGCAGCCGAACGACGAGAAAGAGAAACUUUAUUAGCUGCAGUUUCAGCUACGGCCGGCGGGAGCAGCUUAUUGGGAUUAGCUGGCAUGGGACCAGAUUUUUUUUCAGCGAGCGGUUCCCCAAUGUGCGCGUCCCCAAGUGCACAUAGCGAUAGUUCUUCCGGAAAUGGACGACUUUCAUCGGCCGGUUCUGAGGCCGGCGGAUUAAACAACAACAAUAAUAACUGCAAUACAAAAUUAGGUGAUAUCUUACGAAGCAACAAUGGCCUCCACCAGCAAUAUAACAUGGAGGAUCAGCUGCAAGCCAACCGAAUGGCAGUGAUAGCUAACAUGGUAGGCCAAGGAGGAGUUCCUCCUGGUCUUGGCUCGGAUUCAGCUGCUAAUAUUGCCAACAUAGCCAAUCUUGCCAUGCGAUUAGGUGUAACUCAAGCUAACCAAGUUAAUAAUUCUUCAAAUCCAUCCACGCCUCCAAUAACCAAUGAAGCUUUAUCUUCCCUUUCCAUGAACGCCGUUAAUGCAAUGAGGGCCUCCAUGGAUAUGCGUAUGGAUGUCAUGCGGAACUCGGUAAUGGAUAUGUCUCAAGCGUCACAACAAACUGCGCAGCAAUCAGCAGCUGCACAGGAAGCGCUGCGCAUGCAAGAGGCAGUUAUUCGAUCUCAAGCUGAGGCAGCUAUCAGACUGGCUAUGACGCAAGGUCUCUCUCAGCUGAAUCAGCACCAACAGGAUAACAGCCAUAGUCCAUUGCGCCACAACGGACACUAUCAAGGCCACCAAGCUCAAACCUCCUCUCAACAACUCAGCCCUGAUCUCACCGAGGCUCUGAGGCUGCAAGAGCAGAGACUGGAACAAGCCUUAAGGCUACACGGAAGUGACCCAAGAUCAUUAGGCUUCUCUUUAGGCAGUGCGGGCAAUUUACAAAAUUUGCAACAAAAUCUGCAGCAAAACUUGCAAAAUACUAUGCAACAGCAACAGCAGCAGCAGCAACAACAACAGCAGCAGCAGCAACAGCAGCCGCAGCCUCAGCAACAGCAGCAAAAUCAAGGUCAGCAAAAUAACACAAAUCAGCCAUGAGAGUUUAGCUAUUACUGAACACGCAACUUGAGCAAAUUGUUUGUUUCUUUACUGUUUUAUUCAGGUGAUAUUUCUUGUGUUUGUGUCAUUGUGUUUUCGAUGAGCACUUUUUUAAUUGUCGACAUAAUUUUCCUAUUGGAAGCGUUGCACAUUGCAAAGAUGUUGAUUUCAUUUUAUGAAAAAUAUGUGCCAAAACACGUUUAAAUCCUGACUAAUUUCAAUCUAUUGAUGGAAAGUUGGUGUUCAGUAUAUAAAGUAACGAUGCCUAAGGCAUUAGAAUAAAUAUAUUUAUAUAUCUACACUUUAAAAGUGUACCACUACAAAAUAAAAAUCAGUUUAAGAAUGUAUAGAUUAUAAGUGUUAAAAUUUAAAUAUAAAAAACUACCUCUAAAUAAUUUCCGAGACAGUUUUUUAUAGCAGAUUACUUAAGUUGUAAAUAUAUAAUUGUUUUAGAAUAUAUAGAAAAUAUAUGUGUGAAUGCAAAAUAGAGAAUUUGAUAUACGUUUAAUUUAAGAACGUGAAUUGACAUCAAAACUACUAAUUGAUUUUAGCGCAAAAAUGUUAAGAUUUUUAUUUAUUCUGUGAUUGUGUUUUUGUCUAAUCCCUUUGGCCGGUGAUUGUACGUUUAGCAAUAACUUUCUUUUUAAUUUCUGCAAUCUGUUCUGUGAUUAUUAAAUAUAUUUUGUUUUAUUUUACUAAGUAAUAUAAAAUAUUACGAGGUAGAGAGAGAAAAUUAACAUGUACUUCUAUAAUAAUCAUAAAACAUCGAAAAUUUGAUAUUAGAAUUAAUUGGCAUUGUCAAAAAUAUAUCUCUCUACCAGUGUUUUUUAUUAGUUUAAAAAGUACAAAAUGAAGUGUUUUCAAAAAAUGAGAGCGUGCAGAGUGAAUGAGAGCAAAUAUUUUUUCAACGACAAAAAUAAUUCCUAAAACCAAGCGUACUUAACUGAAAAUUAAAGAAUUUUCGUUGUUAGCAAAAAUUGGCAUUGAUGAAAUCAAUAAUAUGGAAACAAUCGUUUAUUGUACAGAAUGUGGUUUUAUCUUUUUCUUCCGAUGUUUUGUAAAUAUUUACGUACUACAAAUAAGCAGCCUUUUUGUACAUAUGCCCCAUAACAAAGCAUCUCUCUCGGAAACUUUCCGACUAUUUUACCCCAGCAGAAAUUUAGGCUACACAGAUCUACUCAGUAUAAUUUUUAUAUUCGAAGCCAAAAUACAUUUUCUGUAAAUAUCACCCAUGGAAUUUGUAAAAUAAUCGAAUAGUUUCGCGAAGGGAGGAGUUCCAUAGCCACUCAAUAGUCAAUAGUUUAAAAAAAGUACAUACAAUAGCUAUAUGCAACCUUAAGGUUGACCAUAAUUUCCCAUAAAAGUGACAGCACAUAUUUUACACACAACAGACACUUGCACGUGUAAAAUAACCGCGAACGUGCGUAAAAAUGAUUUUCUCACUUUUGGUUCAGUCAUGAUAUAAAAGUUCAAAAGUUCUCUUGGUUUUGAUAACAUUGCAAAGUGCUAUUUAGUCCAUACAGUUGGUUCUGAUCUCAAAAGUAUUUGUAAAGUGAACCCAAUUUCAAUUCAGGACCCGAUUUACCCUUUCAGAAUAUGCGAAUUUCACAUUUUUUGUUAUGAAGUUUUCAAAAUUUGAAUCAAACAAUUAAAUUAGUAUUGAAAUAGAUUCCAGUUUUUCCAGCCCUUAAUGGUGAAUCUUUGGACUGAGUUGCACUUUGGAAAUCCCGCAAAAAAUAUAAUUUUCGAGUAUAGUUGACUGACUCCUCAAAGUAAUUUUGUGGCAGACUCUAGACUCUUCCCAACUAAGGAGAAUUCUUGAAGUUUGUCAAUUUUUACGCCACACCCGAUUUUGACGUCGUCAUUUUUUCAAAAUCCGUUAUUGCUUGAUACUCACUAGCAAAACGAGCAUUUUUGGAACCAUUGAGCGACACCCAAGGCACGUUAGGCGGGACGAAUGUCGUAUUUUGCUAUACUGAACUAAAAGCAUACACAUUCGACAUUACCGGUUACUAAAUUAUUUCUCUGGAGCAAAUCAGUGAAAAACACAAAAUGCGGCAUUUCGUCUUCAUUAGCGUACCCCUAGAUUUCACCCAAUAAUGACAUAACUAACAGUUAAAAUACAUACACAAAACUUUACAAUAGCCCGGUUGCACAAAGUGCUUCAAUAUUUUUUGCCCGUUAUCAAUAACUAUUUAAGAUCUCUUAAGUAGUUACCACACACAAAAAAAAAUUCUCCAUAGCCCAAAAUCAGAGAUCUAUUCCAUGUUGCGUAGUUUUUUAGAACAGUGCAUAUGAAUUAUGAGUCGUCGUUGAGCUUUCCCGAGAAAAGCUCUACACUGACUUAAUUAAAUAUCGCUUUUCGUAAAAGAACGCUUUAUAAGGGGGGAUGUAAAAUGCCCAAAAAAAAUCCCCUCUAAUGGAGUAGAUUUUUGAGACCAUAUUGUUUUGAUUACCCUGUAGCGUUCAUCGGGGCUGCUGUUUUUUCUGGAUGGACGUUGGAUUUUUCAUUUAUCAUUUGCUGGACAUAGAAUAGUUGUUUUUGAAAUUGGUUGAAAUUAUUAUAAAGAUGAAGGUUAGUAAACUGAGAAAAAUACCGAUUUAAAUCAAAGUAAUUCACAAUAAAGUCGAUAUUUUAAAUGUUGGUCUUCAAAGAUUGGCGAAUUUGCCAAAUUAGGACUCAAAUUAUUUUAAAUUGAUUCUUCUUAUCCUGUUUAAAGUAAAAUUGUCAAUAAAAAAAAUUCAUAAAAAUUGUAAAUAUGUGUCAUCUACGUUUUUGAAUGUAGACUGGAACUCGAUGACCUUUUUGGUUUUCGUUCAUUUGCUCAUGAUAAUGAAACCAGCUGAUAUUUCUUCAAUAUUCGAUUUUCUGCGUCGUCUCAAAUCAAUAUUAAGUAUUAUAAUAUAAUAAGAACGAAAAAUAAUGCAAAACAAGAUUUUAAUAUUUAAAAAAUAUACAAUUUUCUGCAAAGUAAUGAUGAUUUAACUCUAAAAGCGAUUAAAGCCAGGGCCUUCGUUAAGAGAAUGGAAAAACCCGACAAAAAACUAUUACUUGCAAUCAAUGUUUUGCUGGAACUAAAUUAAGAAGCUGGCUAAAGAAAAGAAACAACAAAUUCUGCAAGAAAAAAAAUAUAUCGUGAGUCCGCUGAAUAGCAUAACCUCCGAGCAGCGAGGCAUACCUGAAAAUUAAUUUAUUGGAUCACCCUGUAUAGAUAACAAACUUACGUCUAAACAAGUUUAAUAAUUUUUAUUCUAAAUCGAUAUUUUUCAUUUGAUGUUUAUAUUUUGAUUUUGAUCGAACUUUAUUUUACUGUUCUCUAUUUGGAGAACAUGAUUUAAAAGCAAUAAGGCACCAGCAAACAUUAACAUGGAAAAGAGAAAAACGAUUUUAGAUAAAUUGUAGGGAUUCCGAAAGCGCAGUUUUUGGUAUUAUUAUACAAGAUGUGAUUUUCUAUACAACUUUUAUAAAGUUUUUACUAACUGGCUUCCCAAUUAUGACAAAUGGGAAUCCAAUAUGAGAAUUUAAUACAACUUUAUCGCAAAUUAAAUUUGAUUUUAGAAUAUCUACACAAGUUCCUAAAAUAUUUAGUCAAAUCCCAAAAAAAUAUACAGGGUGAUCCAAUUCCAAUCUGGGAGACUUUAAGGGCGUAUCCUACACCCAAAAAGCUACGUAAAUGAUCUACAAGUGUAGAUCAGCGGAGGUAGCGGGUUUUAAAAGUGCAUUGGCUCAAUAAAUAUAUUCUAUUUAAUUUCUUGACAACAGAAAAAAGGGUCAAAAUUUAAAUUUAUAUUAGGUCUCACAGGCUUGAUAAAACUAGGGACAACCUGAUCAGAAAAAAAUGCUAGAAGAGUUUUCGAGAACGUUAAAAAAAGUUAGCAUUGGGAUCUCAGCACAGUAAAGUAAAAAGAAUCAAUGGAAACUCCAUCGAUGCACAUGUAUUGAAAAUUUGAAAUCACUCGAAAACUAUUGAUUUUUGUAGAUAGUCUCAACUUGCGCUUUUCUAUUUAAAAGCUAUGUAGUUUUGGGAAACGAUUCCGAGGACGCCUAAAAAUAUUUGAGCAGUCAAAGUUUUUCAACCUUCCCGGCAGCCCUCCUAACAAGAUUUUCUAAAUCGGUUAUUUUUAAUAUUUUUGUGAGACUUAAUAUGCUUAAAAAGUUUCAUCAUCUUGCGUUUUGUAAUUAACAACAAAAUAAAUAUUCGUUGAAGUUCAUUUUUAUGAAUUGCUAGUUUUACCAGCUGAUCUUUCGCUUUUGAACUAUAGGAUGUAUAGGAUUUUGCAAUCUUUUGAGUAAAAAAUAUAUCCUUAAGUCUCGUGGAUUAAAAUUUGACUACCCUGUAUAGUUCAAGAAAUCAUUUGUUUACAUUAUUCUCAAAGGAUCCGACAGUCAGAACUAAGCAAAAGCAAUUCUUGUCCCUUAAUUUGUGUUGGCUACUUUACGCAUAGCGCAACAAGAAAAACAAUAAAAAUUUAAUCAGCAUAAUAAGAAGAAUUUGCAAUCUAUUCCAAAACAGAAGGGAAAGCAAUUAGACUUAAGAAACAUGAUUUACUUGCGUAUCGUUCAAUAAAAAUUAUAGAAAAACUAUGAAAAUAAAUUUUAAAUAUUUAUAAUCAACUUUUGAAUUUUUCAACCGUUUUAAAAAUAACUCGUCGUGGACAUAGAUGUUAACUGAAAAACCCAACAUCCUCACCUCGAGUUCGCUACCCAUUUUAAGUGUAUUUUACAAAAUAUCACGACUAAAAUGCCCGAUAAUGUCGUAUAUUUAUUGUAAAAUUACAUAAAAAACGAAAUUUUAUUUGCAAUAGCCCACAGUUACAAAGUGUCGCCUUCACGACACAAUAUUAUCGAAUUUCUGACCGAUUUUUUGUUCGAUUUUUCGUUUCACUGUUUUUGGAUCGACGCUGCCACACGAUUUUCUCUUUGGGGCCCAAAAACAUAUGCCAUAUGUAGUAGCUGUAUUAAAUGUAGUGCAGAAUCUAACUUUAAUGUCCCGUUCUCCCAAAAUUCCUCAAUUGCUUGUAAAAUUGCACGGAAAAUAAGUACAUGUUUAAUGAAAAUUGGAUCCAAAAAGUUGAAUCUUUGAAACUGACUUACAAAGUGUAUCAAAACAUUUCAAAAACUUACUCAAGCUUAACUGGACCAAAUUUAAGUAAAGUAAUAUUGUUUUAAAAAGGUUAAGUAAAUAAAUGUAUUUCUUUACCUUAUUGGUUAUUACGGUUCUUUAAAAAGUAUUGCCAGUUUUUAUCAUUGGAAAUCACAUAUGAAUAACAGUAUUAAUAAGAACUCCUCGCUUCUAAUUUUACUGCUAAUGGACACUUUUGCAUAUAAUAAAUGUUAGGAAAAUAGCGAUUACUUUCAAUGAGGUGAUGAUUGUAUUCAUAGGAAUUAAUUUGUAGUGCAAUUUUUUUAAAUAUUUGAUGCAAAAUUCCAUCACCAAACAAUAUUGGCAUUUAAAUUUAAUUUUUAAGCAGCAAUUUAGAAUAUAUAUAUAAACUCUUUAUCACUCCCCCAAAUCCCUUCACAUACUCACAGUAUCUAACAUAUAUGUAGCUUCAACUAGAGCAGAAAAAAGUAUGGAAGAAAAUCCCAUAAAGAAAGUAGCAAAUAAGUGCGGCAACGUCGAUUUUUCAAUAUUUUGUUAAACAGCAAUAGUCCAAACGGGGGUUUCUUUUCCGGAAAUCGCCCUAUACAAAAAUUUUUGAUACUCCACACCUCAGUUUCAAGUUAUUUCGUGACUUUGAUUUUUGGGAAAAUAUUCAAAUUCUUGUCAAAAAAAACACGUUUCAAAUCUCUUUCAGUUCAAGCGAUUCGCUUUUCAGUUUCAAAAACAAGGGUUCGUGUAUUUUUUCAGAAAGCGGUUACCUUAUUAUUUUUUACAAUAAUAUAUAAAAUCAAAUAUAUUACAUUUACAUAAUACACAGAUAAACACACACAGUUCGGGUAAAUUACAAAAAUGAUACACGUUUGUGUAAAAGAAAACAGAUUUUAUGGAAUUUUACUUAUAUUUUUUAUUAGUUUUGCUAUACAUGGUUUAUCGCAAAAUGGAAUUGAAUAUUCAAAUUCACUGACAUUUUCGAGAAGAGUAUGUAUGGUUUUUGAGAAAUUAUCAAUAUUUAGCGGGUGUUUUAUUUAGUUCAAAUUAAAAAUUUACACUGUUACACUUCAACCUCUAGUCCCAGCUUCCAACCAAUCAACUUGAAGACUGCAAUUCAAAAUUUCCAGAUUUCAAUCUCAUAUUUCACAUGCAUGUGAAAAUAAAAGGCUUGUUGAUAUUUAAUUUCGACCAGUCUUCAGUUGGCGGGUUUGAGGAUGAGGCGUUUAUAUAAAUAAAAGAAAACGUCACUUUUGGGAAAACUACAAACUUUUCGGCCUUGCAAUGCAAAAUGGAAAUUCUGCGGUUAAUAAAAUUGCGUUCAAUAAUAUUAGCAUAAAACCACAUAUUAUUAAAUGUAGUUUUUAAUGUUAGCAAAUAAUUGUUAAAAGUUAUGUUUUUGUGCUAUUUGUUAUCAAAUUGUUGUGUUGAUGCCCAAAAAAUUGCCUCAAAGUUUUAUCAAAAUCCUACAUUCCCGGAAAGACGCAGGACUAUGAUUCUUAUUCAAAUAGGCAACUAUGUGUCGCAUUAUGCUACUUACUACUUGCAAGGAAUAGCGAUUAUAAAUCGUAAAUGGUAUGGCCAUAAACAGAAAGUUCUCCAAACGUGUACCAAAAAAUGCCCGAUUAAACACACUAGAAAAGUAAAUUUUUACUUUUGGAAUAGCACGUUUUGAAAACCAUUUGUUAUAGAGGGCGUCGAAACUUCCACCCAGUCAAAUGGCUAUCUUGGUAACAAUAAAAAAUGCGAUUGGUUUAAUGCGGAAAACGAAAUGAAUAGAAGCGAAAAUGACAGAAAGUUAGAAAACUUUUCAAAGCUUUCUGAUACGCGAAGCUCAAAAAUAACAAUUAAAACGGGGCCACAGUUAAAAAUAUAAUUUGUUUGCAUAAAAAGUAACAACGAAUCCAAAAACUGGUGUAGUAAAAUGGUACCUUAAGAAAGUGCUUUGAACGUUUCAAAAUGUACGCCACAAAGAGAAAAACAAUCCGCAUUAAAAUAGGCAAAUUUAUCUCAAUCCAGUUCUAUUACCAAGUUCACAAAAAUCCAAACUUGAAUUCAAGUAGUUAUGACACAUGUUGUUCUAGUACAAAAACACCGUUUUGAUGCAAUAACACAAAUUAAUCAAAGAGCAUAGUUGAUAUUUCGCCAAAAUAUUCGCCAUACUUCUUACAUUUACUAAUAUAUCGCACAUAUAGGUAAUUUUAAAACCUAGGGUAUAUGUUGUUACAGGUUUUCAAUAGUUCAAUAGUUACAAUAGUGAUUUUUUUCUGUCCAAGGUGAAAUAUCAACAAGCGAAAACUCUUGAUGCAAUUUUUGACCAAAAAAUGUCAUUUAUCUUAGCAAUCUUGCAAAAUUACAGCGUUUUUGGCCCUUAUCGAUUAUUAAUUUAAUAUUUUUAGUUUUCACAUGUGUGUCUCACUGAAAAGUGUGCAUGCGUAACCCGUUUUCUAGAAUAUGCAAUUGAGCAAACUGGUUCCGACUAUAUUUGCCAUUGCAUAUGUUAGUUAACUGAAAUUGUGCAAUAUAUUUUUCAUCGAAAUUGUGAAUCUCUAAAUUAGGAUAAUUGAAGGAUUGCUAAGGGAUUGUUUUUGGUUUCUAUUGGGCAAUUUUUUGAUAUUAUCCUCUAUACCAUGUAACAAUGUAAGCAUUUUAAACGUGUAUUUAUUUCGGUUAAGUUUUAAAGUACAUGCUUCAGCGCGCCUAAAAGUAAUUGCCAUUUUUUAGUUUUAACGAAAAAUUUCGUUCUGCCACUGGACUCAUAUUUUUCACAAAAAUUCGAGCGAGCGAUCUGUAUUAGGUACCUAUAUCUAUUCAGUACCGGUGAAAGAAACCAGGAAAACGAAUAACAAAAUAAUGUCGCUCAUUUUCUCGAAAAAUCUGAGAACCACCCAUACCUUGUAUCCUGUUUUAAUACAAAAAUAAGUGUUCUACAGUUAUAGACGUAUUUAUUGUUUUUUAUGUAUACGUUUAAAAUCUAUACCUAUGUAUAAUGUUCAAAAAAGUUAUGUAAACUAAUUUUAAGAAAUUAUAUUAUUACAAACUUUUAUAUAUUUUUAUUAAUAUUAUUUGUAAGAACUAUAAGGAAAUUUACAAUGAAGCAGUUUCAAAGCAGAAAACUGUUUGAUUUCAAAAACCGUUCUGUUUUGAAAUGUCUAAGUGUAGUGAUUAAGGAAGUUAAAACUAUAUACGUUUAAUUUUUUACUUUAUAAAUAUAUUAAUAUUGUUUUGCCAUUUUUUAUUUUUAAAUUUGACUGCCAUUUUUUAUUUAAAUUAUAAAUAUUUCGCUUUUUUCCUAGUUAAGUUUAAGUUCCUAUCUUUUACUAUAUACUGUAGAGCAAUUUUUUUCGAAUGCAAGACUGAAUGUGUGAAAGAUAAAUUUUGUUUAGAGGAGUUGGUUUCUGUAAAUUCUCUCAUAAGUACAAAAUUUAUUCUUUGGUGUCGUCGGUAAAAUUAAUUAAAAUUUAUCAUGUACACAAGCAAGUAGCCGUUUUCGGUCAAGGAACAAAUUGUAAAUUUUUGUAAAAAAAACCUUCUAGAAUUAUAAGUAAAGACACCAAAGGAUGUACUUUUGUGAAUUGAUAAAAGUUGAUGAUAAAAAUUAGGUUUAGAAAAAAACGAAACAUUACUGUGAAUUCAAGGCAUUAUUCGAAAGAAAAAUUAAAUAAUUUGUAAGAUAUAGGUAUUUAACAAAAUGUGAAAAUUUAGAGAAAUUACGUUGCAAUUAUUUUUAACCAAAUUCAGUGUAUGAAAAUUGUAUGUGUGACAAUGUAUUAAUUCUAUUUACUGGAAUAGCAAUCAUUAAAAAAUUAAAUAAA